GUGUUGAAAGAGUCCAGUUAUCCUGUUGCUGUCAUGGACCUCAGCGCAGUGUCGCUGUCCUUCCUCCUGUUGUCUCUGAGCUGGUCCAGAGGAGCUGUCAUCACAGGGGCCUGUGAGAGAGACAUGCAGUGUGGUUUUGGUCUUUGCUGUGCCGUCAGUCUGUGGCUAGGGGGUCUGAGGAUGUGCAUCCCAAGAGGUGUGGAAGGAGACGAAUGCCACCCCUUCAGCCACAAGGUGCCGUAUGCAGGGAAAAGGCUACAUCACACUUGCCCCUGCCUCUCCCACUUGGUAUGCACCAGGUAUGCUGACAGCAAGUAUAGAUGUACUGAAGACUUCAAAAACAUGGACUAUUAACAGAUGCCCAUAGACUGAAAAGAAGAUGAGCUCAGCA
Molecule: messenger RNA, 391 nt
Organism: Melanotaenia boesemani (Boeseman's rainbowfish)
Lineage: Eukaryota; Metazoa; Chordata; Actinopteri; Atheriniformes; Melanotaeniidae
Gene: prok1
Product: prokineticin 1
Exons: 3
Coding region: 34-354 (106 amino acids)
Source: RefSeq, a predicted model, not a curated record